UUUAAUGUAAAGCUUGUGAAGACGAUGGCUCAGGUCACCGGAUUAAAGGAUAUUAAUGAAUUAGACUUGAGGAAUGUGGCUCUGGUGGGGACAGGACUGGAUGCGUGUUUGCGAGGUGACCUGAAGGGUACAACAAACCCGGCGGUUCUGAAACUGCUCAGUACUGAAAGCUGUGCCUGGCUGUCUCGGGUAAAAAAUGCAGUGGCGCUGGGCAGAGGGUGUAAUGAGCGGAUCAUGCUGCCACUCGGUGUGUAUAGGAGUCGUUCGCUGAUCGGCUUGCUUUGGGAUUGGAUGCCUGAAGGUUCUCUUCAUUCUCUGCUCUAUGAGACACACCUGUAUCCAGAAUUGCCCAUGGCCAUCAAGCUACAGAUACUGUUGGAUGUGGCCAAAGGUUUAAACCACCUGCAUGGCAUUCCUUUGCCUCAUGGAGCACUAAAGACCACCAACGUUCUCCUUGACCAUCAAUACCAUGCUAAGUUGUGUGACUGGGGUCAGCAGAUGGGCGUGGAAGUAAAAAUGCAUGUCUCCAAUGGUGGUACACCAUGUUUUAGAGACCUUGUCCACCUGGCACCAGAGGUUAUACUGGGAAAUACACCCACUUUAAAAGCUGACAUAUACAGUUUCGGUGUGAUGAUUUGGGAGGUUCUGAACAGAAGGCCACCUGGUCAAGGUCUUGAUCAGGCACGGACACUAGUCUUUGGGCAGUAUGGAGUGGAUGCAGGUGUUGCCAUUAGGAUGUUGCCCCCAGAAACUCCCCGCUGCCAUGCCCUUACUCAGCUUAUGAUAAGAUGUUGUUCAGCUCUGCCAGAACGACGCCCACAAGCAGAAGAGUGUGUAGUGGAACUCAGGAAGGCUCUAGAAUCAGGUCAUUUAGAUACUUUUACUACAGCUGUUCACCUUUUACAAUCAUGCAAGGAGAGGGCAGUGCUUAGCUGCAAACACUCCCCAUCAUGGGCACUACCUAUUGAGCUCAACAACCUGGAGGGCUAUGGUGGCUACACGCAUCCAAAAAACGUGACAUGUAAAACCAUUCCAGUGAACACGCCUUUCUCAAAGAAAACUGCUUCUCAGAUCCCAAAGUCAGAUGAGAUUAUUGCAAGACAAAACACCUCAUUUCACACAAAACCGAGGGCUUCCUCUCCGACUGGAUGCUGUAGGGAUAUUACAAAUAAUUCAGUGGGAUCAUCCAGCAGUUCAUGCGAAAACCCUGGGUUCAGACAGUGCGUUGGAGUUUGGGGUGGAACUCGGGGGCAGGCUCCUACACCCCAGAACACACCAUGUGGCUCCCCCACAUCACCCAUACAGGGCCCUCUACAACAUCCCAGUGCUGCAAAACAAGCUGUAAGUCAUGUUUCCUCUGGCCGGACCUGUGGUCAGCUGUUGCAGGAGAGACGUGAAGCCAUCGUGCACUUCAUGACUGAGGGCCGACUCAACAAGCUGCUUGAUGUUUUGCGGGCAAGGCAAGCGGUAACACGUGAGGCUUACGAGAUCAUCAAUGCACCCAUCACUCUGAGUGCUCGCACACGCUGUCUACUCGACACCUGUGCCUGCCUGGGAGAGAACGUCUCUGUCCUAGUAGCCACCACUCUGGGUUUAGUCUCAACGGAGGCAGUGAACAGCUGUAUGCGCACAAAUAGCUUCCAAAGGGCGAGCAGUUAAGUAACAUUGCAUGUUGAUUAUAUAUCCGAAAGUAUGUGGACACCUCUUCUAAAUAUUGAGUUCAGCUGUUUUAACCAUGCGCAUUGCAGGUGCCCAGGUGGCGCAGCGGGAUAUUCCGCUAGCACACCAGCGCCGAGAUUCUGAACUUCUCGGUUCGAAACUCGGCGUUGCCACCGGUCGGCUGGGUGCCAUCUAGCGGGCCUAAUUGGCAGUGCCUCCAGGGAGGCAGUGUAAGGACCCUGAUUGGUGGAUAGAGGCGCCUGUGCAGAGUGCAUGGGUGGAAAAGGGUUCCGUUAAGGGCUGCGCGCGGGUCGGAGGAGGCGUGAGCAGCAAUAUACCCUCCUCAACUGCAAAAAAUCAGGAAUCCCCAGCAGCAGAAGACAAAUUGACUACACUAAAUUAUUUAAAAUAAAUAAUAGGCUUCAAACUUUGUGGCGACAGUUUCCUGUUUAACACAUUUAUUUUUUAGGAUUUUAACAUCAUGGUUUACACACUUUGAUUACAUUAAUGACAGGACAAGUUUAAUGUCAAACACAGUUAUGGACAAUUUUGUAUCUCCAAUUUACCUCACUUGUAUGUCUUUGGACUGUGGGAGGAAACCGGAGCUCCCGGAAGAAACCCACGCAGACACGGGGAGAACAUGUGAACCACUCCACCUGGGGAUCGAAUUCAAGACCUUCUUACUGUGAGGCGACAGUGAUACCCUCUGAGCCACUGUGCAACCCUGUUUCAGCAUAACUGUCACCUAUACACAAGGUUAACAAAAAGACAAAGUUUAACAAGUCUGGUGUUGAAGAACUUAGCGGUUUAAACAGAGCUUUGACCUCAACUUCACUGGACACCUUUGGAAUAAAUUGGAAUGUCAACUGCAACCAUUUCAAACAUCAAUCCUUGCCUUAACAAAUACUCAGAGUAAAUUGGCACACAUUCCCAAAGCCAAAAUUUUGUGAAAUCCUUCCCAAAACAGUGAAGGCCUUUAUAGCUGGAAAUAGAUGGGAGCAAAUCCACAUUUAUACCCAUGAUUUUGAAAUGGUUAGGUGUCAACAUACUUUUGAAAAUUUCACGUAGGCAUUUAAAGCUUGCAUUCCUGUGUUACUGAGAAGCACAAAGUAAUUGCACCGUUAUCUAGAAGCAUUUUCUCUGGUGAGCGUCAUGGAGAUUUUGGAUGUAAAACUUUUAAAGGUUUGAAGCUGUUAUUCAGAGCUGGACCUGAUCAAACAAAAGUUGAUUUGAUCACAGCAAUCAAAUGAACACAUUAUAUGUUGGGUGCUUAAUCAAGUGUGUGUCAUAUUAUUUGUAGGUGCUGGAUUAUUUAUAGUCCCCCUCCCUUCCUAUGCUUUGGAGUUAAAAGAGUAACUUGGAUGAGAUCACUUGUUGAUUACAAUACUUUAGAGUGUAAAAGAAAGCAUUAUGUGAACAGUUUUGUGUAUUGCAAACAUUAGCACCAACUUGGCACUAACUAAAUGUAAAUGUAAAAAGCUUUUAUGUUAGCAAGAAUCGUUAGUUUGUUACGUUAUAUAUUUUUUAAAUACUUUUUGGAGCAUGCAUUUGGACCACUUUUUAUGCUUGCAUGAUUUAAAACGUCUAAGUUGUGGAAUCUAGUAGUGCAUGUUGCACUGCAAAAGUGUUUUCUGUGAUGGUGCGGGAUUUUAUCCUGCUCAGAAGUUGAGUAUCUUGUAACAAGAGUAUUUUUGUAGUACUUUGUCUUGUUCAAGUCUUUUUGAGAAUAUUUGUGUGCCUAACUCGAAUUUAUAUCAAAGUCAUAGCCAGGGAUUAAAUUUUGGGGGGACCAAAUCUAUGGUAGGGUCCUGCCUUUGUAAAACAUUACUGCCAACUGACAGAUCAUAACAUUAUGCAAAGCUCAUGAACAGAACAUAUUUAUAUUUUUUACAUCAGUAUAUUGGGGGACGCUUUAAGCAUAUCUGAAUAUUGAAAAAGGUGUCCCCUCUCCCAAUGUAUAUUGUGAUUACAGCCUUGAUUUAUAUGGUUUUUGUGUUGUCUUUUGUAUAGACUGGUGAUGUAUUAUUAAAGUUACUUUGUUUAAUCAAAUGUUGCUGUAUCCCUGCA
This is a messenger RNA of Trichomycterus rosablanca, 3726 nucleotides long. RefSeq names its product receptor-interacting serine/threonine-protein kinase 2. Gene Ontology annotation, molecular function: protein serine/threonine kinase activity; ATP binding. The transcript is spliced from 11 exons. Gene Ontology annotation, biological process: regulation of apoptotic process; protein phosphorylation. The record is from RefSeq and is a predicted model, not a curated record. The coding region runs from base 25 to 1659 and encodes 544 amino acids. NCBI's taxonomy places the organism in Eukaryota, Metazoa, Chordata, Actinopteri, Siluriformes, Trichomycteridae.